GAUUCCCUUAGUCUCAGGAUAGGUAUCUCCACCUAAAUUCCGCGUCCAUUGUUUAUUGUGGAAUGGAGAGGGAGGGCUUUGUUGAUGCAUUCGGAUUUAUCGCUUUUAAGAGACAGAUACUCCAUAUACGUAAGAGGAUGUUGAGUUUUGUUUGAAAUCUGUAUUUAUAUACCACUCUAUUUGCACUUUGGUUUGAUACUCAUUCACCCAGCUCCUAUCUCUUCCAUUCAUUCGUCUAUCAUACCUUAUCAAAUAAAAUACUCGAGUAGCAAACAUGCCUGGAAAAUACCAGAAGCUCGCUUCCAAACACGUUCUCGUCAUAGGUGGUUCCUCCGGGAUCGGAUACUGUGUAGCAGAAGCCUCACUCGAAAGUGGUGCAUCCGUUACAAUAUCCUCGUCCUCUCGGGAUCGCGUCGCCAAAGCAGUUGAGAAACUCAAGAAUAGUUAUCCGGAUGGAAAAGUCGCCGGAUAUCCAUGCGAUCUCUCCAAGCCCACGCUCGAAGCCGAUGUUGAGAAAUUGUUUGAACAGACGGGGAAAGUAGAUCAUAUAGUUUUCACAGCCGGUGAUGCAUUAUCUCUUGUCCCGCUAGAGGAAGCUUCGCUAGAGACUAUGCAGAAGGCGGGACAAGUGCGAUUUUUUGGACAAUUGAUGGUCGCGAAAGUUGGGAGUAGGUACCUUAGUGAGGGACCACAGGCUUCGAUUACGUUGACGACGGGGUCGACGGCCGAUAAACCGAUGAAGGGGUGGAGUGUUGUUACCAGUUUUGCGGCGGGGUUGCAUGGGAUGGCGAGGGGUCUGGCGGUUGAUUUGGCGCCUGUGAGAGUUAAUGUUGUGAGUCCUGGUCCGGUGAAGACGGAACUAUGGAAUGGGAUGGGACAGGAGGAGAGAGAGAAGCUGUUCAAGGCGGUGGAGGGUAAUGUGUUGACGAAGCAUGUUGCAUUGCCAGAAGAGGUUGCGGAGUCAUAUUUGUGGUUGAUGAAGGAUAGUAAUGUGACGGGAACAGUUGUGAGAAGUGAUUCCGGUUCGUUGCUUGCGUAGCUGCAGACAAUGAUGCUCCGGCAAUAGGG
Molecule: messenger RNA, 1068 nt
Organism: Botrytis cinerea B05.10
Lineage: Eukaryota; Fungi; Ascomycota; Leotiomycetes; Helotiales; Sclerotiniaceae
Exons: 1
Coding region: 275-1039 (254 amino acids)
Molecular function (GO): oxidoreductase activity
Source: RefSeq, a predicted model, not a curated record